GUUCCCUAUUGAACUUCAUAGCCAGCCAAACGAAUCGGAGAAGAGAUCGCGCCAUGUGCUGCCCGGCCGGUGCUGAGCCCUACCUCGCGCCGGAGCACACGGAUGAGGGCAACGUGGGGGAAGUGGACGGAGUGAGAUAUUACGCAGUCGGCCGCAGCAGCCUGGGUCUGCUCUUCCUGCCGGACGUUUGGGGCUGGAACGGCGGACGCACCCGGGCGCUCGCGGAUGAGUUCGCCCAGCGGGGUGGGCUGUCCGUGUGGGUGCCCAAAGUCUUGGAGCCCUACCAAGGGGGCACCGACGAUGAUGGCCUGCCCCCGGACUUCGACUUGCUCACCAGGAGAGGUCCGAGUAUGCGCCCGCGUAUUUCCAAGGCUGCUGGAAUCCAGAGAAACCCUGCCCAUGGUGCUGAAGGUGGUGGAUGCCAUGAAGGCGGCAGGCGUGGUGAAGUUUGGGGUGCUGGGGGUGUGCUAUGGCGCCUGGCUGGGCUUCCACCUCUCCAAAGCGCGGCCCGACCAGGUAGUGUGUGGCAUUAGCCCACAUCCAGCCGUUCACCUUGAGUCUGUGGCGGGUGGUGAUGCCCUUCUGUUGGCUGCGCAAGUGGCCUGCCCCUGGGCCUUCUUCCCCGCCGGCGACCCCAGCGUGGACGGCGGCGUGGGCGCCGACCCGGCGAUCUACGACGCGGAGGGGGAGCUGUUCCGAAAGCUGGAGGACAAGUUGCCGGGAAAGAACCUCACGAAGCGCUACCGCGAGGUGAGGCACGGCUUCUUCGCUCGGGGCGCCAUCAAGGACGGCUGGAAGGCCGGGGACGGCGACCAGGUCCGCCAGGCCGUGGCCGACUGCUUCGCGGACUGCGCCGCUUUCCUCCAAGCCCACGGCAUAUGGAAGCCUGAGCCCAGCAGCUGGAAGUUCCUGGCACGCUACUGCUGCGGUGGCUGAGUUCCUCACUCCUUCGGCCUUGGGCCCCGGAGCGGGAAAACUGGGUGUAUCAGAAUGGUGGGCUGCUGCUCCCAAUGUCAGCUUUCGCCCACACCAAAGGAGAACCCGUGGCUCACCGAA
Effrenium voratum is the source of this 1056-nucleotide messenger RNA. The record is from the annotation of a GenBank genome assembly. Lineage: Eukaryota; Dinophyceae; Suessiales; Symbiodiniaceae.